Molecule: messenger RNA, 483 nt
Organism: Nematocida ausubeli
Lineage: Eukaryota; Fungi; Microsporidia
Exons: 1
Coding region: 1-483 (160 amino acids)
Source: RefSeq, a predicted model, not a curated record
AUGGACGAGCAGAGUAUACCAUCUUCAGUACAAGAAACCAACUGUGAGCCACAUGAAAUAUGGUGUGAAGAAGACAAUCGCCCAAUUGAAGAAAUGGGAAGCCAUGAAUUAAUUUUAUUUGGUAUUUUGAUACUACUUUUAAUUGGAUUUACGGUUACAAUUUUAUUACUAAAGCGUUUUCUCAGAAGAGUAACUGCAGAAACACAUCACGUAAUAUAUAGAACUAGAGGCACAAAUAGAUAUAGACCAGGAUUAUCAACAAUUCAAGAAGAAUCAAUGUCAGAUUCAGAUAUACAAAGAUUGAAUAACCCAGCGUAUACAAACAGACAAGAACUUUCUCCUUUAAUAAGCUCAAGCAGGCCAGAGCACUUCCCCCCAACAUAUGAUGAAGCCAUGAGAAGCACAGCAUCUUCUGUAGGUAGCAAUACCACGGAGCAAUCAGAACUUCCUACAUAUAUAGAAGCAGUCACUAGAAGCACAUAA